CGGAUUGCCGCAAGAUUUUGCCCGUCAGAUAACAGCUCAGUCGAUAUUUGCUUUUGACUCCUCUAUCUUUGUUGAAGCUGAAGUCUGCUGUACUCGAAUUGAUCUUGCAACCCAAUUCCGAGCACAACGUUGUCAUUCCGAUUACAUUCACCACAGGUCUGACAAGCACAAUGUCCACCGUACAGCAGCUCUAUUCGCUCGAGGGCCAAACAGCCCUCGUCACAGGAGGAACACGAGGAAUCGGCCAAUCCAUGGCUAUUGCCCUCGCCGAAGCAGGAGCAGACAUCCUCCUCGUCCAGCGCGACGAGUCAAACCAUCAAACAAAACAAGCCAUCGAAAAACUCGGCCGCAAAGCAACAAUAUACACCGCAGACCUCUCCUCCAACGACUCUGUCACCCAACUCACGCCCAAAAUCCUCGCAGACGGCCACAGAAUCCACAUCCUGCUCAACUGCGGCGGCAUCCAGAAGCGCCACCCCGCGCACCAGUUCCCCGACAAUGACUGGAACGCCGUGCUGCAGGUGAACUUGACUUCUGUAUUCACGUUGUGCAGAGACGUCGGUGCCCAUAUGCUCGAGCAGCCCGCAGACCUGCCUCCCAAGCGCCGCGGCUCCAUCAUCAAUGUAGCUUCCCUGCUCACAUUUCAGGGCGGCAUCACAGUCCCCGCAUAUGCAGCGUCCAAGGGCGGUGUCGGACAGCUCACCAAAGCACUCUCAAAUGAGUGGGCGAGUAAGGGCGUUAGUGUGAAUGCGAUUGCGCCGGGGUAUAUCGCGACGGAUAUGAAUGAGGCGCUGAUCAAGGAUGAGAAGAGGGCCGAGAGUAUUUUGAGCAGGAUUCCGGCAGGCAGGUGGGGAAGUCCGGAGGAUUUCAAGGGCGCGGUGGUGUUUUUGGGGAGUGCGGCGAGUGCGUAUGUGUCUGGUGAGGUGUUGACUGUUGAUGGUGGGUGGAUGGGUAGGUAGAGAGACGAGUUGUCGUGGUUUACACAUUUAGAUUGUGGUAAUGGGA
Messenger RNA from Macroventuria anomochaeta, 1005 nucleotides. Its product is annotated as NAD(P)-binding protein. Bases 171 to 959 code for a protein of 262 amino acids. The transcript has 2 exons. The record is from RefSeq and is a predicted model, not a curated record. NCBI's taxonomy places the organism in Eukaryota, Fungi, Ascomycota, Dothideomycetes, Pleosporales, Didymellaceae. Gene Ontology annotation, molecular function: oxidoreductase activity, acting on the CH-OH group of donors, NAD or NADP as acceptor.